AUGUACCUCGUUUGGUGUAAAAGUACAAGCAUAAGCUUCUUAAACUGUUUGGUCGGGCUGCUGGUCGGUUUCAAAACUGCAGAGUGUUUCCUUGGUCUGCCAUUCGCUACCCAGCCCGCCAGCAUAUGGUCGGGGUUGCUCCGGAGUCCACCGAGAGGAUGGAACAGCACGCAGGGCCGGAUCGUGGACGGCGCCCUCUGUGAUCGGCAGUGCGUGUCGGGCGAAGAGCCUCUCACCUGUCACUUUCGCUGGAAACUGGAGAAUUUCGCCAGCAUGGGAUCUUCGUGCUGGCGCUGCGCCCAAGGCAACAGGGCCCACUGCUUCCACCGGCAGUGCGUCACGGCGGACGGGCUGGAGCGGGGCGUGGUCACCAUCAACCGGCAGAUCCCGGGGCCCACGAUUCACGUCUGCAAGCACGACACGGUCGUCGUGGACGUCGAGAACGCCCUCGAAGGGCUCGGCUCGACGAUUCACUGGCACGGAGUCCAUCAGACCGACAGCCCGUGGAUGGAUGGCGUACCCAUGGUGACCCAGUGCCCCAUCGCCCAGGGCACCACGUUCCGGUACCGCUUCCGGGCCGCCGAAGCGGGAACCCAAUUCUACCACUCGCACGCCGGGUUUCAGAAGGCGAACGGCCACUACGGACUGGUGGUGGUCCGCAAUCCGGACGAUCUGAACCGGGCACGGUACGACCACGACCUCUCGGAGCACCGAAUCAUCAUCGCCGACUGGACGCGGGACAUGGUGGAGAAGUGGGUCCCGGGGAUCCAGAGCGAGUCGAUGCGGGUCGACUCCAUCCUCAUCAAUGGCCGCGGACGGUACUUUAAUGAAACGGCCGGCACGCGCACCGAGGCCCCCCUGACCGUGUACCGGGUGGAGCCGGGCCAGCGGUACCGCUUCCGGCUUGUCAGCACCGGCAGUCAGUACUGCCCGUUCCAACUGCAGAUCCAGGACCACAGGAUGUUGAUCCUUUCGACCGACGGUGGCACCGUUCAGCCUCGGCACACCGUCGACACGCUGGUAUCUAUAUCGGGCGAACGUUAUGAUUUCGUGCUCACCGCCAACCAGCCACCCGGCAAUUACUGGCUCCGAGUGCGUGGCAUUGGGUUCUGCAAUUCGAUGCGCGUCGAGGACUUCGCCAUCGUCUCGUACAUCACCGACGACGGCGACGGCCGUGGGACGGAAGCUGGGCUUAGCAUGGUCCAAACGCUGGCAUUUCCCCGACAGCGGAUACCCUCGUACGAUGAGCCGUUUCCGGUUGGCAGCGUGCUGAACUUUCAGGCGGCACCGUGCUACACACCGGGCGAUCCGUUCAUUUGCGCGGCCGACCUCGAGUCGUACGAAGCUUUCCGCGACGACGACCUCAUCGAUGCCGUGCCGGAUGUUACGUUUCACGUCGGGUUCUACGUGUGGAGGGCAUCGAACAGUUUCCUGUUUUCCGAGCAUGGCACGAGCCAUUUUGCGACGGUGCGGGAUGAUUUUAACACGAUCGCUGCAACGAACAUGAUCAGCUUCGAGCCACCCUCCUUCCCGCUGCUGAUUGAGCCGGAGCUGAUAGUCGACGAGGAUGCCCAGUUCUGCAACACCAGCCACAAGCCCGACCACUGCACCGACGACACGCUCUGCUUCUGCACCCACCGCCUAAAGGUGAAGCUUAAUGACAUCGUCGAAAUAGUGCUCUUCGAUACUGCGAAAGUCGUCCAGGAGUUCUAUCAUCCCUUUCAUCUGCACGGUCAUCGGUUUAUAGUGACCGACACUGGUCGAUUUCCCAGCAGCUUAACGACGGAUCACGUGCAGUACCUCCAGAAGCUGCGGACGGUGCGGCGCCCGAACGCCCUGUCGCCGCCGUACAAGGAUACAAUGUCCAUACCGAACCGUGGCUUCGUUAAGAUUCGCUUCCGAGCGAACAACCCCGGGUUUUGGUUGGUGCACUGCCACUUCGAAUGGCACCUUGCCAACGGGAUGGGCCUGGUGCUGCAGGUGGGCGAACUGUCGGAGAUGCUGAAGCCGCCGGCCGACUUUCCCCGGUGUGGCAGUUACCAGCCGCCGCUCGCUGGCGAAGUGGCGCAUAACUUCCCCACCGGCUAA
Anopheles bellator is the source of this 2088-nucleotide messenger RNA. RefSeq lists its product as uncharacterized. Gene Ontology annotation, biological process: iron ion transport. The coding region runs from base 1 to 2088 and encodes 695 amino acids. Lineage: Eukaryota; Metazoa; Arthropoda; Insecta; Diptera; Culicidae. Gene Ontology annotation, cellular component: plasma membrane. The record is from RefSeq and is a predicted model, not a curated record. Gene Ontology annotation, molecular function: oxidoreductase activity; copper ion binding. The transcript is spliced from 10 exons.